Coffea eugenioides is the source of this 1357-nucleotide messenger RNA. Its product is annotated as DNA damage-repair/toleration protein DRT100-like. Bases 115 to 1206 code for a protein of 363 amino acids. The record is from RefSeq and is a predicted model, not a curated record. Lineage: Eukaryota; Viridiplantae; Streptophyta; Magnoliopsida; Gentianales; Rubiaceae. The transcript has a single exon. Gene Ontology annotation, molecular function: protein binding.
AUUUGCAUUGAAAUCGUCCACCCCUUGCAAACUCUGUUUAGAGGGAGGAAAAAAGAAAAAAGAAAAAAAAAGAGAGAUAUACUCAGUGAGUUUUAGAAAGAGAAAAAACACACAAUGAUAAAACUUUUAGUAGUAAUGCUCUCAAUUCUAUGUAUCUUCUCUUUAGCUUACAGCUGCCCGCCUUCCGACAGGGCAGCAUUGCUAGCCAUCAAAGCUGCCCUAAAUGAGCCCUACUUGGGCAUUUUCAAGUCGUGGACGGGCACUGAUUGUUGCAUGAACUGGUACGGAGUGAGUUGUGACCCGGAGGUUCACCGAGUCACCGAGAUCAACCUCCGCGGUGUAUCAGAAGACUCCAUCUUCAAAAUGGCUCAUCGGACCGGUUACAUGAGCGGAACAAUCUCGCGAGCAAUAUGCCGGCUUAAUAGGCUUUCGAGCCUAGCCAUAGCUGAUUGGAAGGGCAUUUCCGGCACAAUCCCAUCAUGCAUUACGUCUUUACCUUGCCUAAGCAUCCUUGACUUGGUCGGAAACAAGCUCACUGGUGGACUUCCGACUGAUAUUGGUCAACUGAGUGGACUCACCAUGCUAAUUGUGGCAGAUAAUCAACUCACUGGGAGGUUGCCGAGGUCAUUAACGAACUUAUCUUCAUUAACGCAUUUAGAUCUACGUAAUAACUUUAUUAGAGGUACAAUUCCCAGACAUUUUGGGAAAUUGAGAAUGCUAAGCCGGGCUUUGCUAAGCCGAAAUCGACUUCAUGGGAAAAUCCCAAAGUCAAUUUCUCACAUUCAUCGGCUUUCGGAUUUAGAUCUUUCGCUGAACCGACUUUCGGGCAGAAUACCACCUUCACUAGGCAAAAUGGCCGUUUUGGCCACGUUAAAUCUUGGUGGCAACAAUAUUUCUGGUACCAUCCCCCUAACUUUGAUUACUUCGCGAAUCUGGACUUUAAAUUUGAGCAAAAAUGCACUUGAAGGUAAUAUUCCUGACACAUUUGAUCGAAGGUCAUAUUUUGCAGUUCUUGAUUUAUCGUAUAAUCAGCUCAAAGGAACCAUUCCCAAGUCUCUAGUGUCCGCUAGCUUCAUUGGCUACCUUGACCUCAGCCAUAACCACCUUUGCGGUCUGAUUCCAGAGGGCUCCCCGUUCGAUCAUCUUGAAGCAUCGUCGUUUGUGUACAACGACUGUCUUUGUGGGAAGCCACUUAGAGAUUGCUAAGCAAAAGUAGUUUAUAAAGUUAAUUACUAUCCGAUACAUAUUAUGGAGCUGUUUUUUUUUUAAAAUUUUCGUUUUGACGUUAAUUCUUGUAUGUUGAAAAUGUCUGUACUAAUGACUUACUAUAUAUGCUAUAAUACAUUAGUUAACUAAA